Molecule: messenger RNA, 3423 nt
Organism: Leishmania braziliensis MHOM/BR/75/M2904
Lineage: Eukaryota; Euglenozoa; Kinetoplastea; Trypanosomatida; Trypanosomatidae
Exons: 1
Coding region: 1-3423 (1140 amino acids)
Source: RefSeq, a predicted model, not a curated record
AUGCCGCCCCACCAGCCGAUCGGCAAGAGCCCGGGGCCAACGCCAUUUGCAGAGGCUACUAGCGCCACACCCCCGAGCGCCAACAGCCUCGCCUCAACAGCGAUGCCCGUCCCACCCCUGCCACUUGUGCUGGAGUGCACGACGCAGCUGACCGGCAUGUUGACCCAGUGGCGCAUGAGCAACGAGGGUGAACGACGUCGUCCACCACCACUCCCUCUCGCCCCAACACUCCCCUCCUCGUACAACCCACCUACUGGGCAGGGCAACGGAGGCAGUGCCGUGUCCCCAACGACAGCGGUGCGCGGCGGUGGGAGUGCGGUGCAACCGCUAAUGCCCGUUCCACAGUCAGUCGGUGACGGUAGUGCCACAGCCCCGCCACCGGCCCGCCCUUCGGCGCAGCGUGUCCUGCAGAUGAUGGACUUGGUUCUGUGGUACUGCCUGUCCACCGCUGAGGAUGCGGGGCUGGCGACCAGCGGUCGCUCAUGCGGGACGAGCGGCUUUGCGACCCCGGCACAUCCCGGUGGCGCCGUCACCGCGGCUGGAGCGGUCUUCCAUCAGGGUCUGGCCGGCGGGAGCAGCAGCCCGUUUGGCCUUCGUGGCGGCGGUGGCGGCCGGUCAGGCAGCGCCUCAGUUGCUGGUGGGCGUCUAGGCUCCGUUGGACGAAGCGGCAGCUGCACCCCGGACCCCCAGGCUGCGCAGGACUGGCUGGACGGCCGCAUGUCUUCCACGUGUCCGACUGCCGGAACGCCGACCAUCACCAUUACAGAUGACCAGUUGGCAGAACGGCUUUUCCGUCCUGCUGUGGAUGCCGUUGUACUCCUGCAAGGACCGCGCGACCAGCUGCUGCCUCCCUCAUCGUCAGCUUCAUCGUUAUCGCGCGCCCAGAGUAUGGGUAAGGCAAACCACAUCGACAGCAGUGCCGUCACCGACGUUUCGGGCGCAAGAAGUGGCCCAACACAACCACCUGCUGAGGCCGCCACUGACGACGACGACGCCACAGCGGUGGAGCUGCAGACGAUGGCGCUGUGGACCCUGGCUGCUGCCCUUGUGCGCUUUGCCGAUGCCCCAUUCAACGCCACCGUCUUCCUCCCUGUGUUAUUCCCGCAGGUGGACGUGCGCAGCCUGGCUGGCGCAGCGGUGCGGCACCCUCUUCUGCACCCUCUCCUCCACGGGGACCCACACAAUACUUCGCUUCGAUGUGGUGCAGCAGCGGCUCUGACGGCGCUUCUGCACAAGCUUCGGCCUACGCUACAGUACGCCGAGGAGCCACAGCAGGGCCGCCAAGCAGCCUUUCUCUCCCUUGCUGCCCAGUGUGGCACGAUGUUGGCCUCACUUCACGAGAGCCUGUGGUGGGGGCUGGACCAGUUACAACAGCGGGAGCCACAGAGCGCCGGUGCCGACUCUGUGCCAUCGGCUCCGUCGUCAGCAGCUGCCAUGCCGCUCCUCAGCACGUACGCGACGGUUGUGGCGGUCACGCCGUACCACCGUUGCUUUCGCUCACGCGUGGUCGUCCUGCAGACACUGCAGCUCCCCGUGAUGCACUUCUUCCUCGCCCACGACGAGGCUGGCGCGUUCAUGCCAGCGACUCAGCUCGUGUCAAGCAUCUUGAAGAAUGAGACGCUGCGCGUUGCGAAGACGCCACUGCCUGCGACGGCUGAGUCGCGGGCUGCAGAGCAGGGUCACGGCAAGGACUGUGAAAUACCAGACACGGGAGGCGACAGUAAUGUCAUUGCUGCGAACUUCCUUCCGGCGUUGCUGAGCCACGCCGAUACCCGAGUCGAGGUAUGGCGCUGCAUGGUGCCCCUCUCUCGGCUGUAUCCGCGUCUGGUGCACAACGAGUUUGAGGCGUUGAUGGCUGCCUCGGUGAAGGUGGUGUCGACGCUCAUGGCGUGGGAGGUCGCUGAGGUAGCAGCGGAGGCGGCUGCAAUGGCGACCGCCUCUGCUGUCGUGGAGGCUGAGAGUGAUGCUACUUCGAGCCGGCAGUGGGCUGCGCCGUCCGCAUCCGCUACGCUGGCACGCCCUGCGCAGCCCACUGCCGAGGGCGGCGGCAACAGUGCCAAGGAGCCUAGCGUACCGCCAUCGAUGUACAGGGAGGAGGGCAGUGCUGGUCUGGAUGCUGGCACUGCGUCGCCGUUGCCGCAGCGCAGCCACGUGCCAACAUCCUCACUCGACGCCUUCGCGGAAUGCCUGCGCACGUGGUUGCACUACAUGGGCUACAUAUGGAAGGCGUUCGACGAUAACGCCAGCGACCCAGCGCAGCGACCGGAGGGGCAGCUGUACCGAGCCACGCUGGCGCACAAGCAGCGCAUCCACGAGGAGUUGCUGCGGCCUGCGAUGCGGCUGCGUCGAUGCGGUGGGGACGUGCGCACGAUGACGCUUCGGUGUAUUGCGCAGAUCGGUAACGACUACGUCUCCACCGUGGCGGACCGCAGCUGGUGCGAGGAGUUUGUGUCGUAUGUGCAGUCCUCAGCAGCGGAUGCGCAGCCGCGGGUGCGCGGGGAGGCCCUGACCACUUUGGGUGUGUGGCUCUGGCAAUACACCUCCAUGGACGGCUUUGUCUUCAUCGCGAUCGACAGUGCCGUGCACGUACUUACGGCAGACCCCAACCCGGUGGUGCGCACCAAGGCGGCCUUUGCGCUUUCCAACGUGACAGGGCGGCUGUCAGAGGGGUCGUGCGCGGUGGUGCGCGACUCACCGGACUACAUCACGACACUCUGCGGCACCGCAAUGCACGCGGCUGUGAUCGACACGGAGAGCGGCGUGCAAGGCCACGGCAUCCGCAUGAUGAACCACCUUCUCCAGGUCCUCACCUUCGAGGAACUGAUUAGCGAGGUGGAGGAGUUUGAGGAGGGCGUUGCAGAGGGCUUCCUGCGCGUUUUGCUGGAGUGCCUGCGUGCCAAGACGCGUGGCAGCCACGACAACGAGCAAGAAAGCGGUGACAGAGGUCGAGGAAGUGGUGGUGACGGCGUAGCUCCUCUGCGCUGUGCCGUUCCACAUGAGGCGAAGCACCGCUGGAACGCGGCGUGCGCUCUCGGCAUGGGGCUUGCCCGGGAGGUGGUAUUCGAAGCGGAGCCCAAGUACGCCGUGGAGGCUGUCGAGGCGCUCUGCACCGCUGUAGUGCGCGACCACAUCUUCAAGGUGCGCACUCAGGCUGCCAGGGCCCUUGGUCGCAUACCGGGCCACUGCUUGAGCGGCACCUACACGGCGACGGACAUGACAUCAACCGUUGUUGGCUCUCUCUGCAAGGCGCUGGAGACGGCGACAUCUACCGAGAACUUCCGGCAGUACAAGGAGCAGGGCUCACUGCACGAUGCUUUGCGCUCUGCUCUGGCGGUCAUGAUGACUUCCGCCACCCCCAGUAACGAGCUGGAGAAGGUGUUCACGAGCCACAUGAAGCUGUUGCAGAAGGAGGGGUUGUUGUAG